This is a messenger RNA of Myxocyprinus asiaticus (Chinese sucker), 7600 nucleotides long. RefSeq names its product SWI/SNF complex subunit SMARCC2-like. The transcript is spliced from 26 exons. Gene Ontology annotation, biological process: positive regulation of DNA-templated transcription. Lineage: Eukaryota; Metazoa; Chordata; Actinopteri; Cypriniformes; Catostomidae. Gene Ontology annotation, molecular function: nucleosomal DNA binding; histone binding. The record is from RefSeq and is a predicted model, not a curated record. Gene Ontology annotation, cellular component: nBAF complex; npBAF complex; SWI/SNF complex. The coding region runs from base 24 to 3125 and encodes 1033 amino acids.
GCAAAACUUUCGCGCAGACAAAGAUGGCGGUACGGAAGAAAGACGGCGGACCCAAUGUAAAAUAUUUCGAAGCGUCUGAUACCGUCUCGCAGUUCGACAAUGUCCGGGUUUGGCUGGGCAAGAAUUAUAAAAAGUAUAUUCAGGCAGAGCCCCCUACCAAUAAGUCUUUGUCAAGUCUUGUGGUUCAACUGCUUCAGUUUCAGGAGGAAGUGUUUGGCCGGCAUGUCAGCAACCCUCCCCUCACUAAGCUACCGAUGAAGUGUUUUUUGGAUUUCAAAUCUGGUGGAGCUCUUUGUCAUAUUCUGGCGGCAGCCUACAAGUUCAAGAGUGAUCAAGGAUGGAGGAGAUUUGACUUCCAGAACCCUUCAAGAAUGGACCGCAAUGUUGAGAUGUUCAUGACUGUAGAAAAGUCUCUGGUACAGAAUAACUGUUUUUCCCGACCUGUGAUUUACCUGAGUUCAGAGAUAGAGCCCAAGCUGCUCGGAAAACUGAAGGACAUCAUAAAACGACACCAGGGGUCUGUGACUGAGGAUAAGCUGUCCAGCACUCAUGUAGCGGUGCCUAUUCCUUCUAGUCUGGAGGAAGAAGAGUGGGUUCGUCCUGUUAUGAAGAGAGAUAAACAGAUACUGCUGCACUGGGGCUACUGGCCUGACAGUUAUGAUACAUGGAUCCCAGCCAAUGAAGUAGAGGCUGCUGUGGAGGAUCUGCCCACUGCUGAAAAACCUAGGAAGGUUCAUGCCAAGUGGAUUCUGGAUCUGGACCAGUUUAAUGAGUGGAUGAAUGAAGAAGAUUAUGAGGUGGGGGAAGGGGGACCAAGGAGGAAGAGAAUUUCAGCAAAGACUCUCACAGAUGAAGUAAGCGCUCCAGAUGAAAGGAGGGAUAAAAAAUCCAGCAGUGCCAAAAAGAGGAAACGCUCCCCAUCUCCAUCACCUACCCCUCCACCACAGGAGAGCAAGAAGAAAAACACUAAGAAAGGGCCCACUACUCCUUACACUAAGUCCAAGCGAGGACAGAGAGAGGAAGAACAGGAAGAUCUAACAAAAGAACUAGAUGAACCGUCACCUGUACCUGCAGUGGAGGAAGCGACACUACCUAAAACAGUGACUAAGAAGGACUCAGAUUCCACUCCAGUGAAAGGAGGCACUAUGACUGAUCUGGAUGAACAAGAGGAUGAGUCAAUGGAGACUGUUGGAAAGGAGGAAGAAGAGGGUUCCCCCAGUGUAAAGGGAGAGCCAGUGAAGGGUUCAGAUCUCCAUGAGGAUAAUGUCACUGAACAGACUCAUCAUAUCAUUAUCCCUAGCUAUGCUGCUUGGUUUGACUACAACAGUGUCCAUGCCAUAGAGCGCAGAGCUCUGCCUGAGUUUUUCAAUGGGAAGAACAAAUCAAAGACUCCUGAAAUUUACCUUGCUUACCGUAACUUCAUGAUCGACACUUACCGACUGAACCCACAGGAGUAUUUGACCUCCACAGCUUGCCGUAGGAACCUAGCUGGAGAUGUUUGUGCCAUAAUGAGGGUCCAUGCAUUUCUGGAGCAGUGGGGCUUGAUUAACUAUCAGGUGGAUUCAGAGAGCCGGCCCACACCCAUGGGACCUCCACCCACCUCACACUUUCAUGUGCUGGCAGACACUCCUUCAAGUCUGGUACCACUACAGCCUAAAGCAUCCCAGACUUCAUCCUCUCAGCAUAUGCUCUCAUUCCCUGACAAAGUGAAGGACAAACCAGCCGACCUGCAAAAUUUUGGGCUGAGGACAGAUGUGUACAGCAAGAAGAGCGGCCCAGCUAAAAAAAAUGCAGCCAGUGCCACUCGGGAAUGGACUGAUCAGGAGACACUACUGUUGUUGGAGGGUCUAGAGAUGUAUAAGGAUGACUGGAAUAAAGUAUCGGAGCAUGUGGGCAGCCGCACACAGGAUGAGUGCAUCCUCCAUUUCCUGCGUUUACCAAUCGAAGACCCCUACCUGGAGGAUACCUCCUCCUCCCUGGGCCCUCUGGCCUAUCAGCCCAUCCCGUUCAGUCAAGCAGGAAACCCUGUCAUGAGCACUGUGGCAUUCCUGGCCUCUGUGGUCGACCCUCGAGUGGCCUCUGCUGCAGCUAAAUCUGCCCUUGAGGAGUUCUCCCGGAUGAAGGAGGAGGUGCCGGCUGCGCUAGUGGAGGCUCAUGUGCGUCGGGUGGAGGAGGCGGCCAGAGCCAGCGGAAGGCAGGACCCUCUCUACGGCCUGGAGGGGAGCGGCAUCGCAGGCACCAGCCUUGAGGAUUCUGACAAACCCGCUGAGGAGGGCAGUGAAGAGAGUAAGAGCAGUGAGGCUCAAUCCAGCCAGGAUAAGAGAGAUAAGGUAAAGGAGAGCAAAGAUGGACCAAGCGAGGAGGAAGAGAAACAAGGAGAGAAUGUCAGGAAAGAGGAAGAGAGAGCAAGAGAAGGGGAGACAGAGAGAGAGACAGAGAAGGCAGACUCAGAAAUGGGUGACAGCGAGAAGGAGAAAGAGCGGAAGGAGGGACCAGAAGAGGGUCAGAGGGAUGGAGAGAGCGAGGGAGAGAAGAAAGCAAAGGUGGAGAGAGAUGUAGGAGAGGGAAACCUGGCCACUGCUGCUGCCUCUGCUCUCGCUGCUGCUGCUGUGAAAGCGAAGCACUUGGCUGCAGUAGAGGAGAGGAAGAUCAAGUCUCUGGUGGCUCUGCUGGUGGAGACCCAGAUGAAGAAACUGGAGAUCAAACUCAGACAUUUUGAAGAGUUGGAGACCAUCAUGGACAGAGAGAGAGAGGCGCUGGAGUAUCAGAGGCAGCAGCUUCUUGCUGAUCGUCAGUCGUUCCACAUGGAGCAGUUGAAGUAUGCGGAGAUGAGAGCCCGGCAGCAACACUUCCAGCAUAUCCAUCACCAGCACAAUAGUAACCAGCCUAGCAACCAACCAGCUAGUGUUCAAUGUGUACCCCACCAGCCUGUCCCCAAUGCCUCUGCCCCGCCCGCAACAUCAAGCCCUGCCCCCGCAAACACAUCUAAUGCCCAAAAUGAAGCUCCUCCUGCCUCUCACUGUUCUCCCCCCACCAAUGCACAGGCUGGAGCAGGGCACGAUUCCAGCACAUCACUACCUGGGGAUUCUCUCUAUCCAAAUGCCCCUGUGCCACCAACACAGUAAAGAGAAUGUGUGAUGUGUUAAGUGGAAGAGUUUUAAUGAUUCCAGAGAAGAAAAUGGAAAGAGCUCAGAAUGAAAGAUUGAAACAGUGCGAAAGAAAAAAAAGAGAUGGGAGAUAAAGGGAACGAUAUCUUCUUUUAGUCACUUUCAUCAUUUAUGGGAGAAAUGAUAUAAAUGAAUUUUGCCAGCAUCUUGAACAUGAAACAAUUCAAAAUUGAUGAAGCUAAACCCAGAUAACCUUGAAACAGACUGUCAAAGAAUCAUAAAAUAAACAAACAAAAAGAAGACCUUCGGUCAUCGGGAAGUUCUUAAAUCAAAGCCCCUGUUAAUACCCAACAAAAGCACUCCAGACCCUCAACAGCCUGCAUUUAAGUACCACAAACAAGUUUAGUCCUGAAAAGGAUUGGAGGUUUUUCAGUAGUAUCAUCGUCUCUCACCAAACCUUCAGCCAAACUACAAGAUCCAUAAAUCUGUGUACCAGGAUCCAGCAAGGUACCUGUGAUCUGCAGUCCAAAAGCACCUCAUUGCACUUCAGGUACUUAAGUUUCAAAUGGAAAUGGGGUAAAAAAAGAAAACAGAGAAAUUGCGCUUAGAAUGUUUCCCUAAUUUUAAUUUUGGAGCGGUGAAGCAUUUAAGUCAAACUUAGCCCUUACUUAAUGUUUUCUUCUAUCAGUGUUCUUUUUAUCACUCAAUCUUUGUAUUUGUUUCAUAGAAGCACUCAAUUUGGAGUAAGUCCGAAGAGAAACUUGACUUUGUAAUUGUUACUUUGUGUGUGUGUGUGUGUGUGUGUGUGUGUGUGUAUGUGUGUGUGUGUGUGUGUGAAUGUUGAUUUUGCUUUCAGGACAAUGUGAAAGCUUUAGUGGUUUGGCCUGUUUUUUUUAUGUACAAUUAGAUAUUAGCAUGAGGAAAAAAGAGGAAAACAGUAUUAAAUCUGUUUACUCUGUAUUAAGUGUCACUGACAACAUGUACUGUAAACCUGAAAAAUCAUGUCAUCAAUAAUUGAUGUUUGCAUGAUAUUUUUUGAGUAUGUGUGCUGGUAGGAUACACAUGUCUUCAUCAUACAGUGUUGCACUUCAUUUUUAACAGGUGAAAGUAGUAUUGUUCUCUAUUCCAUUGCCGUGCUUAUGAGAAUACUUAAGGGUGGACAUGUAUGGUUAAUCACCAAUGAAAAAAUGAUGGGAAACGCAGCUUUAAAGGACAACAAAACUCAAUAUGUGUCAGAUCAGCUUUAAUCAGUUCCUGCCAUUAUAGUGAGAUCAUAUCACAUAUCCCUGCUGGUCUUAGUUGGUCUCCCAGCCUGGUCAGGCUGGUCUGUUGACUGGUUUUAGAGAGGGUUUUAUGCACCACUGGUCAGGCUGGAAGAUAACCCAACUUCUCAGCGGAGCACCAGUUUUACCAAACUGGGAGACCAGCAAAGAAUCUUAGGCUGAUUUAAGCUGUUUUCAGCUUAUGUUUAUGCUAGAACUGAUGUUACUUUUCAGAUUGUUAAAGAAUGUUGUGUGUGUAUGUAUGGGAGUUUUAGUAUCAGGCCAAACCCACGGAAAGUAUUUGCUAAAUGAAGGGAAACCAUUUUUUGUUACUUGCAAUUUAAGGCAACUACCUUAUCAGUACAGACAAGGGAUUUUGACAUUACGUUUGCAGCUGUGGUCUGUGUAUCUCAUACCUUCAUAUUGUAGCCGUACUAUUUUUGUAUUUUUAUAUGUUUCUUUACACUAUUACGACUGACGUAAUACUGUUAUCAUAUUAUACAUGUUCGUAAUGUUUCCUUCUCUUUCUGAUUGUUGAUGUUCUCGUAUUAUUGAUAUGUUGAUGUGAAAGUGUCAGUCGCUUUAUAUGAUAAGGCUGGACUUCUUGUGUGUGUGGGUUGUGCAUGAUGAUGUGCCACAUUUUUUUUUUUUUUUUUUUAUAUAUAUGUUUUGUAUUUUUUAAUCUGCAUUAAAGGGAUAGUUCACAAAAAAAAAAUUAAAUUAUGAUAAUUUACUCUAUGUUGUUCCAAAACUGUAUGACUUUCUUCUGUGGAAGACAAUGCGAGAUAUUAGUCAGAAUGUUAGGGACUGACAACCUCAUUCACCAUUCACUUUCAUUGUAUGGGUAAAAAGGUUGUCAGUCCCUAACAUUCUCUUUUUGUAUUUUUGUCACAGAUCAAAUAAAGUAAAACGGGGUUGGAACGACAUGAGGGUGAGUAAAUGAUGACAUUUUAUGUUUGUGUGAACUGUCCUUUUAUGUCACCGUGUGUUUCCAGACUACAAAUACUAGUAGUGAUGAACGUAAAAUCAGAAAGCCGAAAUCCAGUUCAACAAAAACACACUCUCGCUGUGAUAGAACCUGCAGUUUACAUACAUGUGAAUUCACAAGUAUGCAGUAGUCAAACAUGCAGUAUUACUGAUUUACAUAAACCUCACAGACUCACACGCCUCAUAACCAGUGUUGAAAAUGUCAUUUGAACAAUUUGCUAAACUUUUGGAUCUUUGUCUUUUACAUUGUAGUGGUAUACCGAUAAGUAGUUUGUUAUUUUUUUAAUGGUGACUUGAGAAGCUGGUAACUGUUGCAUUGAGAUAUGUGUGAAUGCUUGUGGACAUUCAGUUUGUCCUUAUUGGUGAUGUACUAUAGCAGGAGCUGUUUAGCACCUGUUAACUUAUGUUUGACUAAGAAUGGAUCAGUUUUGGUUUCAAAAACAUUCAAAAGAUUCUGCACAAUAAAUGAAAUCAUCAGUGAAAUAAGUGUUCUCAUAUAGUAUAAUAUAAACCAAUUUUAUGUUGCUGAUUAAUAGUCAUAGUUGAAAUAAUCACCCAAAAAAUAAAAUUCAUCAUAUACUCACCAUAAUGUUACAGCUGUGUAAACAACAAUUUUUUUGUGGUGUAUGGUGAACACGUUAUGUUUGAACUUGCAAAAGUGUGAAUGAGAUUUGAGAGCUAAUACAGUGGAAGGCACUACUAUCAGUGAAUAACAACUUUGAUCAGUUUCUCACAUGAAGCAAUAGUAUGUUUUCAGAAAACUUGAAAUUUAGCACAUAAGACAAUGGGACUUUGUUUGACAGCUAGUCACCAUUUACUUCCAUUGUAAUGGCAAUAAAGUGUCGUAUGUCUAAGGAAAAUAGCAGCCUGGACAUUGUGUUCCAAAAAGAAAGUUCUGUGUCUUGAGUGACUUGAGGGUAAGGCCUGUUCACACCAAAUCUGUGAUGAUUUUCGAGACUAACUACCAACGUAAAUUCUAUUCACACUUGAGUCUGUAAAAAAUGAAACAAAACAUUAUUUCACCCCCUGUACAGUAGGCGGCGAUGUUGCUGUUAUACAAACCAGUCUCCUGCCCGCACUGUAUUUUAGAGCUACUUGGUCCACACCCUUCAGCUGUCAAUGCUAGAGAUUCAUAUAUUUAACACUGUUAAAGCAUUUAUUUACCUAAGAAGAUGAUUCAUUCACACUGCACAAAGUGUGGUAGUACAUGAUUUAGCCACUAGUUGGCAGUAUAUACUUUAGAGAAAAACAGAUAGGCCUGCCUUGAGGAGAAGGUCUGUCUGCGUCCUGCCAGACCAAGUAGGUAUUGCUGCAGCCCAGAGAUCUCCGAACAGGGGCGUAAAACUCCAAAAGAGGACAGGGUUACUCCAGAAGGGGAUUGGGUCCACUCCAAAAGGGGGCAGAAAUUCCACCCACAGUUAGGGUAGUCUCACAUAGCCAGACUAAACGGCAAGUAGUGCACGGCCUGUGGGCAGUCUUUGGGCAUGCCGUCUUAGGCUGAGACUAGGUUUAGGGUAAGGGUUAGGAUGGGCUCUGUAUGUCUAUGCUGGCGGUUUGGAGCUCACUCCCCUACAUCCUUCACUGCAAGUAGGGUUGCCACCCAUCCUGUAAAAUACAUGAUCGUCCCGUAUUUAAAGAUAAAAUGAUGUGUCCCGUAUUGAAUCAACACGGGAUGCGAUUUGUCCCGUAUUUAAGCCAGUCAGAUGGCGUCACGUUGAAAUCGUUCCAGACCGCAAAAUUAACAUUGAUAUAAGUUGGAAAAUUUGCCUAUGGUGGGUAAGGGACCGUCCGAAAAGUCCACACAUUGUGCUAAAACGUGCUAAUGCUGUGGAGGGUGUGGUAAGGGAUCGUCUGAAAAGUCCACAAAUGGUGGUAAAACUUUGGAGUUUUUUCUAUAUAAAUGUUCAAUAAGAUCAAACAAUGUAUGAAUAUAGUCAUAAAGACAAGUACAGGUGAAGGAAAAAAAAUUAUAAAAAAAAAUCUAAAAUAUGUAUAAACCAUCCAAAAUGUAUACAUAAGAUAAAGAAAACAAAUAAUCCAAAAAAUUUAAAUAAAUAUAUUUUUAACAUAUAAAUGUUUUUUUUUUUUUUUUAUUAGUCAUGGGUCAGGAAAGUUCUCAUUUUAGCAUAUAAGAAAGGAUAUAACAUUUUAAUUAAUAACGCAUAUUAACUCAACGCAUUUAUUGCUAAAACUGUGGAGGAUGUGGUUAGGGGCCGUGACCCCCCCCCCCCCCCCAUUUUAAAA